Talaromyces rugulosus is the source of this 912-nucleotide messenger RNA. RefSeq lists its product as uncharacterized. The coding region runs from base 1 to 912 and encodes 303 amino acids. NCBI's taxonomy places the organism in Eukaryota, Fungi, Ascomycota, Eurotiomycetes, Eurotiales, Trichocomaceae. The transcript is spliced from 4 exons. The record is from RefSeq and is a predicted model, not a curated record.
AUGUUAUGCCCUAGUGUUGAUCAUUAUCCCUCAGAAGAUGAGAAGCUCCGCGCCUCAAAGCUCAGUCGACGACGCGGCGGAAAUUGCCCUAAUUCACUCGAAGUCCUCCAGCAGCUCGUGGAAGUUUCUCAGUCAGACCUGUCACUGGGACUCAUGACGGUGCUCCCAAAACGCCAGUCACACAGCACGGCCUUCAUCCGGGAUUCGCUAGGCCCAAGCGUUGACUGCGACAAUUGCGUUUACCGCGAGGACACCUCUGAACCGGCCUCGUGCUAUGUCAUCCAGAGCCAGCAGACGGGGAGCAGGACUAUUGUUAAUUAUAACGGGUUGUCCGAGAUGACCUUUGAAGAAUUCAAAACUUGUGUCGGACAAACAGAGCUGGAAAAUUGUUGGUUUCAUUUUGAGGGAAGAAUCCCAGAUACUACCCUGAAAUGCCUCCAAUUUCUACGCAGAACGCAGCCGUCCGUCCAGAUCAGCGUCGAGCUCGAAAAACCAGGCCGCGCUGGACUUGACAAGCUUGCUGCCGAAGCCGAUCUGGUUUUUUAUGCCAAAGGCUGGGCCCAGGCAUGCGGCUAUAAAUCAAUGGAAGAGUGUUUAAGAUCACAGUCUCGAGUCACACCGAAAGCGAAAUAUCUAUUUUGCACCUGGGGAGAGGAUGGUGCUGCACUCUUGACACGAUCAGAUAGCACUUGCAUAUCCGUCCCUGCGUUGAAAAUCGCAGAUUCAGAGGUGGUCGAUACAAUAGGCGCAGGCGACACAUUUAUUGCCGGUAUCUUUUUUGGUCUUCUAUGCCACUAUGAUGAAUGGGAAUGGGCUCGCAAACUGCGUUUUGCCAAUGAGCUUGCCGGCCGGAAAGUUGUCCAGGAAGGAUUCCAAGGUCUAGGACAGGUCAUGACUCGUCAGAUGAGAUGA